AUGGAUCUUCCGUCUCAAUACCGUGAGGAUGCACAAGUGGAGAGAAUUGGAAAGGAUUUGGGUGAUCUCCUAACAUGGAGGAUAGUUGUGCCUUAUCCCAUGGUGCGGGUCGAGGUGGGCUGCGAUGUCCCGCUCAUUCUUUACCGAGAAGCGAGAUCGGAUACGGGAGAAGUUUUCAGGAUCAAUUUUGAUUACCUGAAACUACAAAAUCAUUACAAAACAAGUCUGAGGAUGUCGCAUGAUGCUAGGGCUUGUCCGAAUUGGUGGGGAAGGCAACAGAGCAUAGUUGAACCGGCGGCUCGACACAUGGAGCAGCAAGACGGGCAACGACAGAGAUCUCUUAAGGUGGAGCCUGUCCGACCAAACGGAACCCGAGAGAACCAACCCAAACGACGCGGCGGCAAACCGGGGGACAGGGACUCACCAAAACUGCUCCGCCGUGAUUUGAUGAAUGAGCUGGGAGAGGCCCAUGACGGAGAAUAG
Messenger RNA from Arabis nemorensis, 483 nucleotides. The record is from the annotation of a GenBank genome assembly. NCBI's taxonomy places the organism in Eukaryota, Viridiplantae, Streptophyta, Magnoliopsida, Brassicales, Brassicaceae.